AUGAGCUCCUCGCGGACGCCAACGCCGCAGCUGUCUGUCCGGACAAAGUCUCUAGUCGCUGGCUCAGUGUCGGGCAUGGCGAGCGUCGUGGUCUGCCAUCCACUGGACACCAUUCGUACGCGACUGCAGCUGUCCUCCCGUCGCUUCCACGGCUUUUACCACUGCGUGAAGCAAACGGUGCAGCAAGAAUCCAUGCGCGGUCUCUACAAGGGCUUCCUGCCUCCGUUCUGGAGCCAGGGCAUCUACAAAGCGGUCAUCUUCACGACGUCUUCUACGCUGCGCCAGGACGUGCUGCCUCAGGUGGCCAUCCUGCAGCCAGUGCUCACGCCGACACUCACGUCGUUGGUCGCAGGUGCCGUGGCUGGAGGUGUCAAUGCUUUUCUCGUGACGCCCGUGGAGCUCGUGCGCAAUCGACUGCAAGUGCAGUACGACACCCAAGUCGAGUCGCGAAGGUACAGGGGCACGGGUCACUGCAUCAGGCAAGUCGUGCGGAGUGAGGGGCUCACGGCUUUGUGGAAAGGGCUGUCGACAACGGUCGUUCGCGACUCGCUAGGCGUGGCGUGCUACUUUCUCGGCUACGACCUUGUCAAGCACCGCAUGAGUGCAAAUGGUACAGCUGGAGAGACAGCUACGCUCUUGACUGCUGGGGCUUUCGGUGGCAUCAGCUUCUGGGCAGUGGCAUUGCCGUUCGACACGAUCAAGUCCCUCAUUCAGGCGGACGGAAGAGCGGGCAAGUAUACUGGCCUAAUGUCCAGUGCAGCACGCUUGGUGCGCGAAGAAGGCGUGAUGCAGCUCUUUCGGGGAUGGCAGGCUGCCUUUUUGCGUGGAAUUCCGAGCGCUGCAAUGACUUUCUGGACGUUUGAUCGAGCGAACAGAAUCCUCGAUGACAUGUAA
Hyaloperonospora brassicae is the source of this 894-nucleotide messenger RNA. Lineage: Eukaryota; Oomycota; Peronosporomycetes; Peronosporales; Peronosporaceae. The record is from the annotation of a GenBank genome assembly.